UCGAAUCGCAGACCCGCCAACAUCCCUCUCCAUACCCUUUCGUCCUCCUCUGGCAGACGGCAGAGUAGCGAGUCGUACGACGAGAAGGAAGACCGUCAACGCCCCGGGCGGCGCUCCGGAUCUUUUGACUCUGACGACGACGCCGCCUCUGAUUUCUCACUUUGGAGCGAUACUGGGGAUCUCGUCGAUCAGCUUGCUGACGACGAAGACCCUCUCGCUGCCCGUUUACGGGAGAGUCUCGAGGCUCAGCCACGACGAGGUCGUAACCGACGCUCUAAGCGUGUACGAUACGCCUCCAACGGCUCACACGACGAGAAGCCGCGCCAACCUGGCGUCGUUAAGAGGAAGGAGGAUAUAAGAAUACCUAGUCCACCGCCCAGGCGCAUUGGGUGGGGACAGCGACUUCUAGCUAGAACAAUGGCACCCAGCGAUGACCAUGCACGCAUGCACGGCCUGCAUGGCAAGAAGCUCAUCUACUUCUUGUCUAUAUUCGUGUCAUUAGGAGUGUUCUUAUUCGGUUAUGACCAGGGCGUGAUGUCGGGCAUUAUCACGGGUCCGUACUUCAAGGACUACUUCAAUCAGCCCUCGGCAGCAGAGAUAGGAACCAUGGUAGCUAUCCUGGAGAUUGGAGCGUUCAUAUCUUCCCUCUCUGUUGGCCGAAUUGGUGACCUCCUUGGACGAAGAAAGACUAUCCUAUACGGCGCAUUAAUAUUCGUAGUCGGAGGAGCCAUCCAGACUUUCGCAACAGGCAUGCCCAUGAUGAUGCUGGGCAGAAUCAUUGCAGGGUUGGGUGUUGGAGCGUUAAGCACGAUUGUGCCUGUCUACCAGAGCGAAAUCAGCCCGCCCCACAACCGUGGAAAGCUGGCAUGCAUCGAGUUCUCUGGAAACAUUUUCGGCUACAUGUGCAGUGUCUGGGUGGAUUACUUCUGCAGUUUCAUUGAAGGACACUGGGCUUGGCGUCUACCUCUGCUCAUGCAGGUAGUCAUGGGAGGUCUGCUCGCAGUGGGUAGCUUCUUGAUCGUUGAAUCGCCGAGAUGGCUACUAGACAAUGACCAUGAUGAGGAGGGCAUUGUCGUAAUCGCGAACCUUUACGGAAAGGGCGAUAUCCACAACCAGAAGGCUCGCGAUGAGUACCGCGAGAUCAAGAUGAACGUUUUGCUGCAACGCCAAGAAGGCGAGCGGUCCUACAGGGACAUGUUCAAGCGCUACUACAAGCGCGUCUUCAUUGCCAUGUCUGCGCAAGCUCUCGCUCAAUUGAAUGGCAUUAAUGUCAUCUCAUAUUAUGCUCCGCUGGUGUUCGAGCAGGCCGGUUGGGUUGGACGAGACGCCAUUCUCAUGACUGGAAUCAACGGAAUCACCUACCUGGCAUCGACCGUGCCUCCGUGGUACGUGGUGGACCGGCUCGGACGCAGGUUCAUCCUGCUUUCCGGUGCCAUCGCCAUGGUGAUAUCUCUCUCAGCAAUCUCGUACUUCAUUUACGUGGACAUCCAUCUGACGCCGACUUUGGUCGUCAUCUUUGUGAUGAUUUACAACGCAGCUUUUGGAUAUUCAUGGGGUCCGAUCCCAUGGCUAUAUCCUCCGGAAAUCCUGCCGCUCAGCAUCAGAGCCAAGGGCGCGAGUCUGUCGACUGCGACCAAUUGGGCCUUCAACUGGCUUGUUGGUGAGAUGACUCCUAUUUUGCAGCAAGCCAUCAAGUGGAGACUUUACUUACUACACGCAUUCUUCUGCGCUGUUAGUUUCGUAGUUGCAGUAUGGUUCAUCUACCCAGAAACAGCGAACAUUCGUCUCGAAGAUAUGAAUUCCAUUUUUGGAGAUGCCACCACAAUCGCCCCCACUCCAGAAACAUUGGCCGAAGUAGAGUCUCUUUUCAGCGGCAACCGCUCUCCUGUGCCCUCUUUCCGACUCGGCGACGAUCAAACAGGUGGCCAGAUUCCCAAUAUGGACCUACAGCCUCCGGAAGUCGAGGUGCAAGAUGGCAAGCCAAUCAUCAAGCAAGGCGAAAGAGGCGAAGGUGUCGCCGGCUGGAUCAGCAAUAUGGCAGAUCGCAUGAAGAGCGGCGGAGGUGAUGCGAACGGCAGUGGAAGUGGGAAAUACAAGCGAAUCGGCCAAGACGACGAUCAGUGA
Molecule: messenger RNA, 2124 nt
Organism: Pseudocercospora fijiensis CIRAD86
Lineage: Eukaryota; Fungi; Ascomycota; Dothideomycetes; Mycosphaerellales; Mycosphaerellaceae
Exons: 2
Biological process (GO): carbohydrate transport; transmembrane transport
Cellular component (GO): membrane
Molecular function (GO): carbohydrate:proton symporter activity
Source: RefSeq, a predicted model, not a curated record